CACAUGUUAAGGUGAUCGCGUACAUGAUGCGUUCUACCUUCAGUUUUCAUGUGAGACAAAUCGUGUAUCCAUUACUUUAAAUCAUUAUCGUGCGAUUCGAAAUGGAUAACAAAUACAUGAAUGUUAAAAUAUAUUCCUACGUAAGAGGAUAGAUGCCACUCAACACCCUGGCUACUUGACAAGCUGACCAGUUGACCACCGAGAUAAACUCACAAAUCACAAGCUGCUUUGGACUGAUAAGCGGGCCUGAAGUGGCUUGUAAGUACAAACAGGAAACAAAAGUAUGUCCCAUACCCCUCAAAGGACAGUAUACGUGUGGCGGCAAUGAGGGACAGAUGUAUAUGGUCAAUUCUCUUCGUAUUUAUACUCCAUUAUUCCCCAGGAAUAAAGAAAAACGACAAAACAAUGAUACAUCUGUUGUACAAGCGAAUCAUGUUACCAGUGCGGAAAUGAUUGUGAACGAAUAUGAUUAAAAUGAAUUAACCGGAUCCAUCGAAUUAUAUAUUGAAGUGACAGUAUCUUAUAUCGGAUAUAAUAAGUUUAUAUUCACUGCCUUUGUUUACUGUACGCGGAGCAAACCCGUAUUAUGUUGAAGGAUGCGAAAUUAUCUGAAAUCUUUAUCUCAUCUGUUUACCUGUGUAUGACUUCGUUUAAACCGUUUGGAUUUACACAAUGUUAAUUUCAGCUAUGAUUUUAAGAUAUUAAGAAUUCCUGCGGGCUGGGAUAAUUAUAAACUCUGAUAAAAACAAAUGUUUCCGUUAUUCCUGGCGAUGCCUAAAGCGGAAAAUAAUUACAAACAAUCAGCAGAUGACAAAAUGCAUUAACUUCAGAACAUGGUGGCGCUGAAGCUUUUCAUUAAAUAGGAUGCAUCCAAUUCAAACGGAUGCUUUAUGGACUUGAGUAGGAGAACAUUACCUUUCAUAUAAUGGGCGGGUUGGUAUAAAUGACAGAUAUGGAGAAUCCGGAGUCGGUAUAAAUAUGAAGAAACUUGACAUUCACCAGGAUAACAGGAAAACUUCUGCGUUGGAAACUGAUUCUGGAUAAAUGUGUCAAUAGGAAAAUACAAUGUUAGCCGCAAAAAAAUUCAAACGAAAUCUCAAACGGAACAGCAUCAAAUAACGAGAAUGCGCUUAUGACGUUUUAAAGAUAAAUCAAGCAGACGACAAAUAACUGCUUCAGCAUUUGAAGCUCGUGCAAACAAAAAUGAAUUUCUCAGACAAUUUUACUGAUUCUGCGGACAAUUUGACCGAAUCGUUGAAGGAUCUGAACCAACGUUACGCAAAAGCACUGGUCCCGUUGACGGUGACGUUCGGCUUCUUUACAUUGUUUGGCGUCCUAGGUAAUCUUCUCAUUUUACUUGUCUUUUCAUUAAGCCGGGACUAUCGACGCAAUAACUUCAAAGUGUUUGUACUAACUCUAGCAGUGAUUGACCUUGUGAUUUGCUUAACAUUGAUACCUGCUGAGAUGGUAAAGCAACGUCAUUAUUUUGCCUUCGGGGAUGUUUUAUCAUGUAAAGUGAAGACUUUCUUCAAUGUUUUCGGAGCUUCAGCUUCUUGUCUGGCUCUUCUCGUGAUAUCAAUAGACAGAUUCAGAAAGGUAGUGCAGCCAUUCAAAACACAAAUGACCCCAACAAUAGCGGUUAGAAUCCUUAUAGCUGUGGCGUUUGUAUUUCCCAUUCUGUUGUCCAUACCUGGAACGAUCAUGAGCGGAAUUAAGACAGCUAAUAUGACUAAUAAGUACGGAGAAAAUACUAUUAUACAUCUUUGUGAAACGGAAGAGCGGUAUGAAAAAUCAGUAUGGAGAAUUAUAUAUAAAUGGGUGUUCAUCAUUCUUCUGUUUGGAAUUUCAUUGACGUAUAUUGUCCUCUAUUCAUUCGUCAUGCGGGAAGCAGGAAAACAAAUCAAGGCGAUGGCCAAUCAACGUAAGAAUUCGUUUGACAUUACGUUAAGUUCUGGCAUAUAUGAUCCAAACGCGAUUAUACACGAGCCGUUAGAAACAGAGGGGCGACAUCAUCCAACACGGGUAUCCAUAAACGUUCCCGAGCAGGAACCAUUGACUGAAGACGGUCAGGCCAAUGGAACGCUUAGAAAACAUUCAAACAAUAAGUACCCUCUGAAUGGGUCAUUGAGAAAAUGUGAAUUAAAACGUAAGAAACUCUCAAAGCAGCUAAGCCUAAGAAGUGUUCGUAGCCACACACCGAUGCUGCAUCGACAUGGGUUCCCAACUAAGACUAUUAUAUGGUUUAUAUUAACAAUUGUGUUCAUUAUUACUUACAUGACACACAUUUUUCUAGCGCUGAAAGUUGGUAAAAUAGUGUACAUGUCUCCAGAUGAAUUUUCUUCAUUUUCAUUCUUCUUUCGUAUAUAUUUUGUCAACCAUAUGAUCAAUCCAAUCGUGUAUGCCAUCUUUGUGAAACGCUUCCGAACUUCUUGCAAAAAUCUUUUUCCUUUGUUAAAAUCUAGAGUAUUGAACUAUUGUCGGGGAAGAUAAAGUUAUGGCUGCUAUAUAAAAAAGUUUAAAAAAUGUUACAAUUUGAUGUUUCAUUUAUAUGUUGAAUAAAUAUGUUUGCACUUUA
This is a messenger RNA of Mya arenaria, 2575 nucleotides long. RefSeq names its product cholecystokinin receptor type A-like. Gene Ontology annotation, biological process: G protein-coupled receptor signaling pathway. Gene Ontology annotation, molecular function: G protein-coupled receptor activity. The coding region runs from base 1204 to 2490 and encodes 428 amino acids. The transcript is spliced from 2 exons. Gene Ontology annotation, cellular component: membrane. Lineage: Eukaryota; Metazoa; Mollusca; Bivalvia; Myida; Myidae. The record is from RefSeq and is a predicted model, not a curated record.